AUGUACGACACACAGUUUGUUUGUGUGAUCCUGGUGUCGUCACUGGACCUGCCCUCAUCCUCGAGCACCCAGCGAAGCCUGUGGCGUUUUCUGAAGUCAUUUCUCUUCCUCUUUUUGGCUGAAAGUGAUUUUAAACUCCUGCCCCUCUCUCCCUCACCUCCCUCACCUCUUGCCCCUCCCUCCCCCCUGCCCCUCUCUCCCUCACCUCCCUCACCUCUUGCCCCUCCCUCCCUCCCCCCUGCCCCUCUCUCCCUCACCUCUUGCCCCUCCCUCCCUCCCCCCUGCCCCUCUCUCCCUCACCUCUUGCCCCUCUCUCCCCCCUGCCCCUUUCUCCCUCACCUCCCUCACCUCUUGCCCCUCCCUCCCCCCCUGCCCCUUUCUCCCUCACCUCUUGCCCCUCCCUCCCCCCCUGCCCCUUUCUCCCUCACCUCCCUCACCUCUUUCCCCUCCCUCCCCCCCUGCCCCUUUCUCCCUCACCUCCCUCACCUCUUUCCCCUCCCUCCCCCCUGCCCCUUUCUCCCUCACCUCCCUCACCUCUUGCCCCUCCCUCCCUCACCUCUUUCCCCUCCCUCCCCCCCUGCCCCUCUCUCCCUCACCUCCCUCACCUCUUGCCCCUCCCUCCCCCCUGCCCCUCUCUCCCUCACCUCCCUCACCUCUUGCCCCUCCCUCCCUCCCUCACCUCCCUCACCUCUUGCCCCUCCCUCCCUCCUGUGUCACGGACAGCGGAGGUGA
This is a messenger RNA of Knipowitschia caucasica, 732 nucleotides long. Lineage: Eukaryota; Metazoa; Chordata; Actinopteri; Gobiiformes; Gobiidae. The record is from the annotation of a GenBank genome assembly.